GACAUGGAAAAUUUAGGAAUAUCUCCUUAAGUUUAUCCUCUGGGACUACUUAAGGCUAGAAGAUUUUAGGAGAAAGAUGAAAGGCCCUUCUUUCUCUUUCUCCCUUUAAGAAUGGCAGGCAAAUCCCCAUGGAUUGAUCCAUUAGAGGCACCCAGAGAAGGGGGGGCACGUCAUAGACUGUUUUACAAAGUCUAGUGUUUGUGUGGUAACUUUUGGGUCAUGGGGAAAGUUUCAGUGAAUUUAAGGCAAAAAUACUCUAGCCCUAGCUCUUCUAUUUUCUGACAUACACUCUUCACCACACCCCACAUCCCUGCACCGGACCUACCCCCCCCCACCCCCUCCACCUAGACACUAGCUCUUUCUGAGAGGGUUUAAGAAUUCCCUGGCCCCUAUACCCUAGUCUGGCCCCAGACCUCUUUACUGUUUAGCUUCCCUCCCCUCUCCUGGGCCCCGAGCUCUGAAUGACAUUCCCCAGAGGUGCCUGGAGACGCUGCUUUUCUGGGCUGGAUGGGGAGGGGGUUCAUUUGAAUGAGAAUUUGCUCCUUUCAACCCAAAGGGCUGGGGCGGGGUGAUGGGGAGUGGCAGAGUGUGAGAAGCUUCUGGCACCUGCCCUGGCCAACACUGGUGUCUGCAGUCUCAACCUAGAUCCACACAAAUAUACUUUAGGAUCUGACAGUGGUGGGCUCCAAAAUGCCUAGCAGGGGAGCAGGGAGCCAGAGCCAUCUGUACUGGAUAACCGCUACUCCCCAUCUCUCAGCCACAAGCCAAACUGGCCACUGCUUCAUCCUGCUGCUGCUAAUACAGAUAACCUAUGUCUGUGCCCAUGAAGUGCCUGACCUUCUACCUCGACCUGGCUGCUCUGGAGGAAGCUGUUACCCUCCCACUGGCAAUCUAGUUGUAGGCAGGAGCCAAAGUCUCCAUGCCUCAUCCACCUGUGGUUUGAGUGGGCCUGAGCCCUACUGCAUUGUCAGCCACUUGCAGGACUCUGAGAAAUGCUUCUUCUGUGAUUCAAGGGGCCAGGGAGGCCAUAGAAUCAAUAAUGUGAUCUCCUUGAGUGGACCUGAUGGAGAAAGAACAUGGUGGCAGGCAGAGAGUGGUGUGGAAAAUGUCAGUAUCCAGCUGGACUUGGAAGGGGAGUUCUACUUUACCCACCUUAUCAUGACCUUCAAGACUUUUCGCCCAGCUGGUCUACUCAUUGAACGUUCAGCAGAUGGGGGUCAUUCCUGGCGAGUUUAUCGAUACUAUGCUCACAACUGCUCUGGCCUCUUUCCUGGGGUACCUCUUACACCUGGCCGCAAAGUCAGUGACCUCGUUUGUGAUCAGCGAUACUCAAACAUUGAACCAUCAAGUCAGGGUGAGGUAAUUUUUAAAGUUCUGGACCCAGCUAUCCCUGUGGCAGAUCCCUAUAGUCCAGAGAUCCAAGAGUUGCUUCGAGUUACCAACCUGAGGGUGAAUUUCUCCAAACUACACACGCUGGGAGAUGGGCCCCUGGGGGCCUGGGGCCACCGCCAUGGGCCUCACUACUACUAUGCCUUGUAUGAGCUUGUGGUCCGAGGAAGCUGCCUAUGCCAUGGACAUGCCUCUGAAUGUGCACCUGCUCCUGGUGCCCCACCAAGUGUGGAUGGCAUGGUACAUGGGCUUUGUGUGUGUCAGCAUCGGACAACUGGACCCCACUGUGAGCGCUGCCAGGACCUUCAUCAUGACCAACCCUGGCACCCAGCUGAGCCUGGGAAUCCCCAUGCCUGCCAGAAGUGUGAAUGCCACCAGCAUGCCAGGAGUUGCCACUUUGACAUGGCUGUCUUUGUGGCUUCAGGCAAUGUGAGUGGAGGUGUGUGUGAUGCAUGUCAGCACCACACAGCUGGGAGGCACUGUGAGAUUUGCCGACCCUUCUACCACCGAGACCCCCGUGAAGACCCCCGAUCCCCAUAUACCUGUAAAUCAUGUGACUGUGACCCUUCAGGCACUUUGGAUGGGGGUCUCUGUGACACACACACAGAUGAGGUCCUGGGGCUUCUCUCUGGACAGUGUCGAUGCAAAGCCCACGUGUGGGGCCCACGCUGUGAUACCUGUCGUCCUGGUUACUAUGGCCUGAGCCCAGCACUGCCUGAAGGUUGUUUAUCUUGCAGGUGUGAUCCACGGGGCACAGUUCCAGGUGACACCCCCUGCGACCCUAUCAGUGGUGACUGCUAUUGUAAGCGUUUUGUCACUGGCCAGAACUGUCACCAGUGCCUGCCAGAAUUCUGGGGACUAAGCAAUGACUUUACUGGUUGCCGGCCUUGUGACUGUGAUUUUGGAGGAGCCUAUAGCAACAGGUGCUCAUCAGGGGAAGGCCUUUGUCCUUGCCGCCCUCACUUACAAGGUCGGAACUGCCUUGAGCUCCAGUCUGGUUAUUUCUGUGCAGCCCUGGACCAAGCCAUAGCUGAGGCAGAGCUUGGGCAGAGACUCAAGCCCUCUGACCCACGGCUACCUGGAUCCCUUUUGCCUGAUGCCACCCCCAACUGCCUGCCAACAACAGGACCCGUGCUGAAGAGGCUCAGACCCCGGCUCCGGCGCCAACGUAGCAUCGCCUGCCCUCUCCCUAUUACUCGUCGUGGACGUCACAGCCACCAACUAUCCAAGGCUGCUGUGGAGCCCAAGCCUUGGGACAGGGGCCCUCAUACCUCAUCUUGGACAGGCUCUGGGUUUGCCAGGAUUGAAGACAGGGCUGGUCUCAUGCUCCAGGCUCCUUCAGUGCCACGAGCCAUGGAGUAUGACAUUGUGCUACGUUAUGAAGCUCAGGCCCCUGAGGACUGGGAGGCCCUUGUCAGUGUACGAGCCUACUCUCUGCCCAGCAGCACUCGUUGUGCCAACGUGUUGCCCUCAGAGCAACUCUACCAGGUGGCCCUACCUCCCAGGCACAGAGCUGUGGUUCUAUCUAGACCCUUCUGCUUUGAACCUGGAACCAGAUACAUGGUGACCUUGAGACUUCGUCGAGUGACAAGUACACGGGGCCUCGCUGGGGGAACCAUUCUGCUAGACUCACUGGUGCUCCUACCUCGAGUAGAGGAGCUUCCAGGUCUGAGAAGAGGGGACCCCGGGGCAUCAGGGCGCCUGAGAGAACUCGGUCAAACUCAGUGCCUUGAGGCUGCAAGAACACCUCCACUUGGGCCCCCAUCAGAAUCUUGUGCCCGCUUGGUCUGUAGCAUCUCUGCUCUACUAUAUGGUGGUGGCUUGGCCUGUGAAUGUGACCCACAAGGUUCUCUGAGCUCUGAGUGUGCCCGUGUGGGGGGCCAGUGCCCAUGCCGACCUCAUGUCAUUGGCCAGCGCUGUGACCAGUGUGAGCUCCAGACAUAUGGCUUUGGCCCAGCAGGUUGCAGUGAAUGUCGUUGCUCUCCUGAGGGGUCUACCAGUUUGGCCUGUGAUCCUAUAAGUGGACAGUGCUUAUGCAAGCCAGGCAUCACAGGACGAAGGUGUGACCAAUGCCUGCCUGGCCAGUGGGGAUUCCCUCACUGCCAGCCAUGUGAGUGUAAUGGGCAUGCAGAGCAGUGCCACCCACACACAGGUGUAUGCUGGGCCUGUGGAGAUGCCACCACUGGGCGUCACUGUGAAAGGUGCCAGGAUGGUUAUUAUGGAGACCCUGUCCUGGGCUCAGGACAGCAGUGCCGGCCUUGUCCCUGCCCUGGGUUCCUAGGCUCUGGUAACUACCAUGGGACCUCAUGUCAGGCGGAUGGUGGUAGUGAACGAAUUCUGUGUGUCUGUGCUCCUGGUUAUGCAGGUCCUCGUUGUGACCGAUGCUCUGCUGGAUACUUUGGGCGUCCCUGGCCAGAGGGAGUAGUGGGGGGAGCACCAUGCCGACCCUGCCAGUGCAACAACAACAUUGAUCCUAGUGACCCCAUGGCCUGUGACCCCCAUAGUGGGCACUGUCAGCGCUGUCUACACCACACCCAUGGGCCACACUGUUCACACUGCCAGCCUGGAUACUAUGGCAAUGCCCUCCGGCCACGAGGCUGCCGGCGCUGCAGCUGUGACCUACAAGGCACAGUGCCUGCCCGGUGCCUGCCUGGAAGUGGCAUCUGCUUCUGUGAUAGGCUCAGUGGGUACUGCCCCUGCCGCCCACAUGUCCUAGGACGACUCUGUGACCGCUGUGCUCCCCAGUUCUGGAACCUGGGAGGGCCUCGGGGCUGUGAGCCCUGUGCUUGUCAUGCCCAGCACUCCCUGCAGCUCACCUGUCAUCCAGUCACUGGUCAGUGCCCAUGCCAGGAAGGAUUUGGAGGACGUACCUGCUCACAGUGCCAGGAAGGGUACUGGGGGGACCCAGAGAAGGAGUGCAGAGCUUGUGCCUGUGACCCUCAGGGCUCAGUCUCUCUGCAUUGCCACCCUAGGACGGGGGCCUGCUCAUGUCUCAAUGGUAUCUCAGGCCCUCAGUGUAAGGCCUGUGUCCGGGGUUCUCAGGGCAGUUUCCCCCACUGCCGGCCCUGUCCAACUUGCUUCUCUCACUGGGAUAGCCGACUAAGUCGCCUCCAGCAGCGGCUGGCCACACUGGCUCAGGGGAGGGAUGCCCUGAGUGAGGCAGCUACUGACCGGAGCAGUGGGGGGCGGUUGCUGUCCCUGGAGGCUGCCCUGGGACACGUCCAAGGAGUCUUGGUGUCCACCUCCCCCCUGGUGGGGCCCUUGCAGCAGCUUUCAAAACAGCGGGAUGGACUCAGGAGGGAGGCAGCCAUGCUGGGUCGAGCACUUCGAGGGGUGGAACGCAGUGUGGCUGUGAGUGGUCCCUGGGCUAGAGCUCAGCAUGCCCGCAUAGGCCAGCUGACAGAAGAAAUGGAACAUCUUAAUCGCUUGGCCACCCAGCUCAGAGAGGCCCCUCAGGGAGCCCAGGAUGCUGUUUCCCUAGUCUCCAAGGCUGCUCUCAUCUCCCAGAAGGCUGAAUUUGGUAUCAUAGUCACAACUGCCCUGACAAACACAGAGAGUGCCCUGAGCCAAUCCCGUAAUGUCCGGCGCAGAACAGAGGGGCUGUUGCAAGAAAUGAAGCCUCCCAGCAGGGCAGCUGCUUGGGGGGAGCAGCUCCAAGCACUUGUGAAUGCCUCCUGGGCCCUGAACCCCAGCCUGGCCCAGCUCAAGGUCUGUGGGGGACCAUGGGGUAUGGGGAGGGCCUGUGCUCUCUCCCCCUGUGGGCCAGCCUCUUGUUCUGGAGCAUUGCCCACUUCCCUGUGGGCACUUGGAACUGCUCAAAACACAUCCCAUGCUUUGGGUACCACAAGUACCAGAUUGGGGCGGCUACAUCGACGGCUACAACGGGUUGGGACCGUGGCAGGGGCUGCCCACUCACAAGCUGAGGAAACACUGAGCCGAGCUCGAGCCACGUGGUAUGGGGCUGGCACUGCCUCCAUGUUGGCCACUAUCCAGAGGAUCCGGGCCUUCCUCACAGAUGAGGGUGCAGACCCUGAGAGUGUGGAGCUGGUGGCCCAAAGGGUCCUGAAAAUUCCUCUGCCCCAGGGGGGCCAGAGAGCUAUAGAACAGCUGUUGGAAGAGAUCCAAGAUGCCCUCCAACUUCCAGAUAGUAUGGACUGGGCUCUGCCUUCAGCCCAGGACCUCCUUCGGCAAGCCCAAUGGGCCAGGGAGGAUGCAGGCAGAACCCAGGACAAUGUAAUGAAGACCCAGGGAGUUCUAACUGAGGCCCAGAACAAUGUAGGAAGAGCUGAGAAACAGCUUCGGAAAACCAAGCAGGCCCUGCGGAGCCUAGAGGUUCAGACACAGGAGGUAGCCUUAGGGCUAGUUCAGGUGGCACAUGAUCUGGAUGUAGGUCCCACCCUGGACCAGCUCCUGGGAGCAGCUGAUGCUCUACAAGCCCAGGUGUCACAAAAUAAACUACAGCUACAGGAGGCCCAGGAGCAAGCAGAACAAGCAUCAGACACAGCUGCGAACUUGGGCAAGGACCUGCAGACAGCCAAGCUACAGUUCUCAGAGCUACAGUCUGGGAUCAAUGGCCUUGGGGAUGAAGUGAAUGGGGCCAGACAUCGUUUGCAGCGAAUUCAGGCAGAAGCCAGAGAGCUGCUGAAGAAAGCAAGUAGGAGCCGAAACCGUCUAGAAGGCCUGGAGAAACGUUUUGCUCUGAAUGAGCAGGCACUUGGAGAGAAGGCAGCUGAGCUUCAGACCCUGGAGAGUAGAGCCCUGGGACUACUGGAGCAGCUGAGACAGGAGGCCAGUGCCCACGCCACCUGCUGAUGCGCCCACGCCCAGUAAAACAAAGAUACUCCCAAGAUAGAGCCUCUCCAGGACCUCCCUACGCCCCCAUCUGCCCCUGCAGAGGGACCCCUCCUCUCUCUGCACUGUGUAGGGGGACCCUGGCCCCCCCCCCCCCCCCCCCCCCCCCCCCCCGGCCCCACCGAAGCUCUGUAGCUCCCUCCCGCCCCAUAGGUCCGCCCAGCCUCUAAGUACCCUCAGCUCCUGCUUGUCACUUAAUCUUGCCGGAAAGCAAUUGAACUCUCGGUUCUGCCCCUGAAUCUCUCCUGCCCCUCCCCAAGUCCCGCCUCCGGAGCCCCCCCCCCCCCCCCCCCCGGGACAGGGCGGGGCUCACCCUCCCUCACGCUCCCGCCCUCGAUGCGGGCUCGCGCAUUCCGGGACCCUCGCCCUCCGGCGCAGAUACUGCGCGCGCGCCCGGCCCACCACAAAGUCCGGAGCGGAUCGGGCGGCAGCGGACCGCGGACCGGGCCUGGCCCAUAACCAGGCUCUUCUGAUGCCGCAGUCUUGGCUCCUACUGUCCCUAGUACUUGUAUGAUUCUUUCUCCACCCCGUCCCCGUUAUUCUUGUUUGCUGCACCCAUUCCUCCACUGGGAAAUUGAGGAAGCCUGUGCUUGUGCAGAAUGGAAAGGAUAGGCCUCUCCUCACUUUGGAUUCUCAUCCCGGGGAAGAAGCCAGCCUGGGCUCUGAGAUUGAGAAAUCAAUGGUCUGAAGCAUAUGGACACCUACCUCCCCCUACCCCCGGCACUUGGUCAUUUGGGGUCCUCUCAGAAAUCCACAAACCUUUCUUGCCCCACCCACACUGAAGAGAACCGGCAACCUUUCCUUUAUGGCCUCAUAGCUCUCCCUAGAACUCCUUCCCUUCCACUUUAGCACUGAGCCAGGCCUGGAUAUGGGACUUUGCAAUCUCUUUUACCCAACAUGAAGUUUCUGCUGGGCUUUGAGGGAAAUGCAGUGGUUGGAUAAGAUGGUCCAAGCCUGCCUGGAAGGAACCUCAAAUCCACCACCUUCAUUUUAGAGGAGAAAACUGAGGCCCAGAGGGGUCUCAUAGAACUUAUCACGUAACUGAUAAAAAAAAAUAGUCAACGUUAGUCUGCAGUACUUUUCUAUGAUACCUGGGUGAAAAAAACACUAGCAUGAUAAGUGCAUCUUCACUUAAAAGAAGGAACCUCUUCACUGGCCUCCCCAGCCUUUAACCUCAUUCCUUCUCUCCAAUCUAUCUUGCAUAAAAUGCUAUUGUAAUCCACCUGAUGCCUUACUAUGAUAUUCCUCUGCUCUGAAACCUUCAGUGACUACCCUUUGCCCACAGAAUAAAAGCAUAUAGUUCUAGAUUCAUAGACCCUCAAAUCCAACAUGGAUUCCUAUGUUUUGCAGAAAAUGGAUCUGACACCCUCAGAAAGCUGAAGGAUUUACCAAGGCCACAGCUGGUCAAUAACAGAGCCAGGACCAGGCUCCGGGCUUGCUACUAUCCAGGCUACAUACAUUCCCCCUACAUACAUACACCCCAGCAAGAGUGUGAAGCAACCUCAUUUCCUAAUUCAAUCUCUUCCUGAUCUUCAAGGUUUAUCUAGUUUCACCUAUUCCAAGAAGCCUCUCAGACUGGUGUCUCUUGACCCUUUCCCCAUCCUUCAAGGAUUAUUUUAGGUCCCAGGAAGCUUCUGAAUUUCCUCUGUCUCACCUCCUCAGCCAGAUCUGCUAGUGAGAGUCAAAUCUGUCCCCAUCCGUGUUCUCCCCCCAACCCCCUUUUGCAAGACCUAGUGGAAUGGUGGGUGUUCCUGACCCAGGCUAGGGGAAAUAAAUAAAAUUGAUGAUUCUUGAUUGAUCUCUGUGCUGUAUCCCAUCCCCUUCUAUUAUAUAAGACCAUAGAAUUUCAAACCAGAGGAUAUAUUAGAGAAGAUUUAGACCUUGACUUUAAUUUUAAGUCG
This is a messenger RNA of Monodelphis domestica (gray short-tailed opossum), 8141 nucleotides long. RefSeq names its product laminin subunit beta-2-like. The record is from RefSeq and is a predicted model, not a curated record. Gene Ontology annotation, cellular component: laminin trimer. Gene Ontology annotation, biological process: animal organ morphogenesis; cell migration; tissue development. Lineage: Eukaryota; Metazoa; Chordata; Mammalia; Didelphimorphia; Didelphidae.